AUGAAGCUCAUCCACAUCCUUGCACUAGCUCUAGUCCUCGCCGGCAUCUCCAUCGCCGUGGACCCAGUCUUGUGUGAAGGCUGUGGGCAUCGGACUGGUCACCUGAUUGGAGAGGUUGAAGAAAAAUGCGGUCAGUACGAUAAGAAAGACCCCACUAGUGUAGCUUGCACAUACCUACGCCAGAAGAAGAUCCAGCAAUGCAGCAGGAACGAAUGUGGGCAGGUCUUCCACAUGAACAUCCCAAUCAAGAAGAACGGCGGUACUCCUCUACUAUUCCGGCAGUGCAAACAUCAAUGGUCACAGCCUGCAAGCCGCCCAACAGCUACUACUCGAUCUACUCACAUGUAUAACUUCAUGCCUGGGGCUCCGAGGUCUGGAUGA
Molecule: messenger RNA, 381 nt
Organism: Puccinia graminis f. sp. tritici CRL 75-36-700-3
Lineage: Eukaryota; Fungi; Basidiomycota; Pucciniomycetes; Pucciniales; Pucciniaceae
Exons: 1
Coding region: 1-381 (126 amino acids)
Source: RefSeq, a predicted model, not a curated record